GGUUUGUUGCAUACAGAAACCGAGCAGUAUUUUAUAGAACCAGUUAAAGGCCACGACUGGAAGACCAACCCUCAACAUCCACAUAUAGUUUAUAAACGAUCCGCUCUGCCAGAGCAUUGGGAUAUACUCAGAGCUACAGAGAACAUUGUUAAUCAACAUACUGAAGAUCAUGGUUCCUGUGGAGUCACAGAUGCAUCUAAAAGAGAUUUUACACAAAGAGAAAAAUGGGAAAAGCAUCACCGACAUCACAGUUAUAAAAACGAAAGUAAAAAUAAAAAUCACAGACGUAAAAAGAGGUCAAUAUCAACUGAGAAGUACGUGGAAACUCUGGUCGUGGUGGAUCCAGUCAUGACCAAUUAUUAUAAAAAUGAAGAUUUAGAGAAUUAUGUUUUAACUGUUAUGAAUAUGGUGGCGACAUUAUUCCAUGAUGCCAGUAUUGGUAAUGCUGUAAAUAUAGUUAUUGUAAGAAUCAUGAUUCUCGAAGACGAUCAGGACGCUCUAACCAUUACUCACCAUGCUGAUAAUUCAUUGAGAAGUUUUUGUAAAUGGCAGAAGUCGAUCAACUUCCCGGAUGAAGAUCAUCCCAACCAUCAUGAUGUCGCUUUGUUGCUUACAAGACAUAAUAUCUGUUCUCGGAUGAAUGAACCAUGUAGUACCCUGGGGCUGGCUCAAGUAGCAGGGUUAUGUCAGUCACAUAGAUCCUGUAACAUCAACGAAGAUACAGGACUAGCUCUAGCUUUUACCAUAGCUCACGAACUUGGACACAAUUUUGGUAUGAAACAUGAUCUACAGAACAGUGAGUGUGAGUCUCCGGAACAUGAACAGUACAUCAUGGCACCACAUCUAGUAGCAGAUAGUACUCCUUUAAAAUGGUCCAACUGUAGUCGAGUUGCCAUUACCAAGUUCUUAGAUCGAGAAUGGGGAUACUGUCUGGAUGACGAACCUUCAUCCAAUGAGUUCACCUACCCAGCUAAACCAGCAGGUAUCAUGUAUGAUGCUGACCAUCAGUGUCGUCUGCUGUAUAAUGAUGAUGCUGCUCUCUGCGAGGGAAUUGAGAAUAUUUGUAAUACAUUAUGGUGUAGAGUUAACAAUAAAUGUUCCACCAAACUUCAGGCGGCUGCCGAGGGAACAAUCUGUGGGGACAACAGGUGGUGUUACGCUGGUAAAUGUGUAGAGAUUGGAGAGAGACCGGAUGCUAUUAAUGGAGAAUGGGGGGAGUGGGGCAGUUGGUCGGAUUGCACUCGAUCCUGUGGUGCAGGUAUCACUUUAGCUGAAAGACAUUGUGAAAACCCCCAGCCGUCUAACGGAGGUAAAUAUUGUCUAGGAGAAAGAAAAAGAUACAGAAUCUGUAACAGUCAGCCAUGUCCAGAAAUAAACCCCAACUUCCGACAACAUCAGUGUUCAGAAUUUAAUAAAAUACCGUAUAAAAAUGGUCUACAUGAAUGGAUAACAGUACCAACACCGAGUACCCCGUGUCAGCUCCACUGUAAACCCAGAGACAAGUUUUUCUCUGUCUUGUUAAAGGAUACAGUAACAGAUGGAACACCUUGUCUUCCUGGAACUAGGAAUAUGUGUAUCAGUGGUCGAUGUAGGCAUGUAGGAUGUGACUGGGUAAUAGAUUCUAGUGCUGUGGAAGAUAUUUGUGGUGUUUGUUAUGGUGAUGGUUCAACCUGUAAAACAGUCAAACAUCAGUUUAAUUUCACUGAAAAACUCGGUUAUGUAGAAGCAGCAGUUAUACCUGCCGGAGCCAGAAACAUCCGAGUAGAAGAGGUGGCUGAAGCUAAUAAUUUCCUAGCGUUAAAGAAUGACGAUGAUGUGUAUUACCUAAACGGUCAUUGGUUUAUUCAGUGGAGCGGGGAUUACGAGGUAGCAGGUACUAUAGUACAUUAUACUCGUACUGGAAACAGCAAGGAGAAAUUCAUGGCUCCAGGUCCUAUUAAAGAACCUCUUCACGUGAUGUUGCUGUUACAAACAGAUAACCAAGGAAUAGAGUUUGAGUAUACUGUACCCAAAGAGAAUGCUACAGACAACACUAAACCUGUAUUUAAUUGGCAGUAUACAGCUCUCUCUCAUUGUACAGUUUCUUGUGGUGGAGGAAUGAAGAGAUCACGAGUAGUAUGUACAGAGAUAGAAGCUGGAGUGGUUGAUGAUGAAUAUUGUAAUGGAACCAAACCAGAUGAUAAAUCACAGGCCUGUAAUGAACACCUCUGUCCUCCCAUGUGGUGGACUGGCCCCUGGCAGAGAUGUUCAGUUACUUGUGGUCCAGGGGGCAUGCAUCGUCGAACUGUCAUCUGUGUUCGGAGUGUCAAACCAGAUGAACAGAUAGCCUUGGAGGAUGAGAAAUGUCUUGGGCUGACCAAACCUACAGAAAUAGAGCCUUGUCAUCAUAAAGAGUCUUGUCCCGGUUUUACUAAGUGGAUCGCAGGUGAAUGGUCCACGUGCAGUGCACAAUGUGGUAAAGGUACGAGAAGUCGAAGUGUAAUUUGUGAAGGAAGUGACGUUUGUAAUGUCGAUAUUAAACCUCUGACGGAGGAAGAAUGUAUUGAAGACCCGUGUCCAGGAACAACUCAAUCCUCGGACGAGAACAGAGCAGACGAAGUCGACUUGACCAUUCAGGAUACUAUCAAUUCAAAGGGAGACAACAAAAACAUAACGGUGGAGAUGAAAAACGCUCUCAAAAUCUUAAAUGGUGAAGAGAAGCCGCUUGAGAUGGGAUCAGACACGGUUCAGAUUGGGUUAGCGAGUGAAGAACUCGUACCGGAAGUGCCGAGUGUAUCACCGGAAGUAGAGAAAGAGGAAGGUCACAAGCAUCGUCACGAUCAUGGGAAGAAGCAUCGACACAAAUCAGAUACCGUCGUCUCUCCUGACCUAUUGGAUCCUGAGAAGAAUCCACCUGAAAUCUUUGGGAUAAAAGAAGGCGGAGAUUACACUGAAGACUCCGAGGAUGACACUGAGGAUGAAGAUGUAGUUGAUCCUGAAUUUAAUAAAUAUUCUUGGAAAACUGGAAACUGGUUGGAGGUUAGAAUUCUUUGA
Molecule: messenger RNA, 3033 nt
Organism: Lottia gigantea (owl limpet)
Lineage: Eukaryota; Metazoa; Mollusca; Gastropoda; Lottiidae
Exons: 18
Biological process (GO): proteolysis; extracellular matrix organization
Cellular component (GO): extracellular matrix
Molecular function (GO): metalloendopeptidase activity
Source: RefSeq, a predicted model, not a curated record